GAACCGAGAGGCGGAUAUUGACUGAGGGAGACGGGAUAAAGAAAAAAAACAGAGUGAGUUAGACAAGGAGAAACGGCCGGUAGGAAUAAAUGUCGCGUGAGGUGUUACUUGGCGACAGUUAUACACUGGGCUUCGUUACUAGUUGGUUCAACAGUUAAUGAGCGUUUUUUGUUGUGUAUAGAAAUUAAGUUAGAGUCAGUAGCGCCUCUUUGUGGCAGAGCGCGCCGGUACCUCGCUCGCUCGAACCGCAGGAGGUCCGUCGGCUGAUCCCGCCCAACCCGGGUCGGUGGAUGUGGUGGAUGGAACAGGCCAGCCAUGGGCUUGACUGCAAAGAAAUCAGAGAAAGGCCCUGUAUGCUGGAGACGCCGGGUGAAGUCAGAGUACAUGCGUCUCCGGCAGCUGAAAAGAUUCAGGAGGGCAGAUGAGGUCAAGAGCAUGUUUAAUUCCAACCGGCAGAAGAUCCUGGAACGCACUGACAUCCUCAACCAGGAGUGGAAGCUGCGACGGAUACAGCCGGUGCACAUCAUGACAUCUGUAAGCUCCUUACGCGGCACCAGAGAGUGCACCGUGGACAGUGGCUUCUCUGAGUUCUCCAAGCAAGUAAUUCCUCUAAAGACUCUGAAUGCUGUGGCAUCUGUACCUGUGAUGUACUCCUGGUCCCCCCUGCAACAGAACUUCAUGGUUGAGGAUGAGACUGUGCUGCACAACAUCCCUUACAUGGGGGAUGAAAUCCUUGACCAAGAUGGAACCUUCAUCGAGGAGCUUAUUAAGAACUACGAUGGCAAAGUGCAUGGGGACAGAGAAUGCGGUUUCAUCAAUGACGAAAUAUUUGUGGAGCUUGUGAGCGCCCUCAAUCAGUACAGUGAUAAUGAGGAUGAGGAUGAUGAUGAAGACCAGCAUGAGUACAAGCUGGAGAAGCUUGAUCUUUGCGAUGGCAAAGACGACAUGGACGAUGCCCGGAAGGACCACCUCCUGUCCUCGCAGGGCCGAGACCGUGACUUCUCCAAAAAGUUUCCGUCUGAUAAGAUCUUUGAAGCAAUUUCCUCCAUGUUUCCAGACAAGGGAUCACCAGAGGAACUAAAGGAGAAGUACAAGGAACUGACUGAGCAGCAGCUCCCUGGGGCACUGCCUCCCGAGUGCACUCCCAACAUUGAUGGGCCCAACGCCCGCUCCGUGCAGCGUGAACAGAGCCUGCACUCCUUCCACACGCUCUUCUGCCGCCGCUGCUUCAAGUAUGACUGCUUCCUUCACCCUUUCCAUGCGACUCCUAACACAUACAAGAGGAAGAACAUGGAAAACUUGGUGGACAGCAAACCCUGCGGCCUUGACUGCUACAUGUACCUGGUACAGGACGGUGUACUGAGGGAGUGCCCUGCUGGCCCGGGGAUGGGGGCUGGAGCCGCGGAGCGCGAGAGGGACCGGGAGCGGGCCAAGACACCCUCCAAACGGCCAACGGGGCGCCGUAGGGGCAGGUUCCCCAACGGCAGCAGCCGACCUAGCACUCCAACGGUGAGUGGGGAGACGCGCGACGUGGACAGUGACACACCGGGGGACUGCAAUGACAAGGAGGACGAUGACAGGAAGGAGGAGACCACAAGCUCCUCAGAAGGCAGCUCACGAUGUCAGACGCCUGUGAAACUGAAGCUGAGCUCUGAGGUGCCGGAGAAUGUGGACUGGAGUGGGGCUGAGGCCUCCCUCUUCCGUGUGCUCAUUGGCACUUAUUACGACAAUUUCUGCGCCAUUGCCAGGCUCAUCGGGACCAAGAGCUGCAGACAGGUUUACGAGUUCCGGGUUAAAGAGUCCAGUAUCAUUGCACGUGCUCCUACAGAAGAUGUUGACACUCCUCCCCGGAAGAAGAAGAGGAAACACAGGUUGUGGGCCACUCAUUGUAGGAAAAUUCAGCUGAAAAAAGAUGGCUCCUCGAACCAUGUGUAUAACUACCAGCCGUGUGACCAUCCGAAGCAGGCCUGCGACAGUUCCUGCCCCUGCGUCACCGCACAGAAUUUCUGUGAGAAGUUCUGCCAGUGCAGCUCUGAGUGUCAGAACCGCUUCCCUGGCUGCCGCUGCAAAGCACAGUGUAACACCAAGCAGUGCCCCUGCUACCUAGCAGUGCGUGAGUGUGACCCCGACCUGUGCCUCACGUGCGGUGCCGCCGAGCACUGGGACAGCAAGAAUGUCUCCUGUAAGAACUGCAGCAUCCAGCGUGGGGCCAAGAAGCACCUUCUGCUGGCCCCGUCUGAUGUGGCUGGUUGGGGCAUCUUCAUCAAGGAGCCCGUGCAGAAGAAUGAGUUCAUCUCUGAGUACUGUGGAGAGAUAAUCUCCCAGGAUGAAGCUGACCGCAGAGGAAAGGUGUAUGAUAAGUACAUGUGCAGCUUCCUGUUCAACUUGAACAACGAUUUUGUGGUCGAUGCAACACGGAAGGGCAACAAGAUCAGGUUCGCCAAUCAUUCCGUCAAUCCCAACUGCUAUGCAAAAGUCAUGAUGGUAAAUGGAGAUCACAGAAUUGGAAUAUUUGCAAAGAGAGCCAUACAAACCGGUGAGGAACUUUUCUUUGACUACAGGUACAGCCAGGCAGAUGCUCUCAAGUACGUGGGUAUUGAAAGAGAAAUGGAAAUUCCAUGAAUCCCUCUACCUCUUCUUCAGGAAAUGCCUUACACUCUUCAGGAUGUUUAAGUGCAGCAUUUUUGCGUAAUGGGUUAUUUGAUACACCAGGAACUUGUGGAACUCUCAUAUUGGUUCUAAUAGUAAAUUAUAACAGUGGUUCUCAGUUGACUUUUUACUGCCUUUUUCACAUUUUAAAAACCAGUUUUUUUUAUAAAGGUGUUUUUUUUUUUUGGAACAUUUCAACACAGUCUACAAUACUUGAACAUUCCUGUGUUUACAGCAACAUGAGUGUAAAAUAAUAAAAUGAUAAUCAAAUUA
Messenger RNA from Scleropages formosus (Asian bonytongue), 2922 nucleotides. RefSeq names its product histone-lysine N-methyltransferase EZH2. The transcript has 20 exons. Gene Ontology annotation, biological process: heterochromatin formation. Gene Ontology annotation, molecular function: histone H3K27 methyltransferase activity; protein binding; chromatin binding. Gene Ontology annotation, cellular component: nucleus; ESC/E(Z) complex. The record is from RefSeq and is a predicted model, not a curated record. Bases 316 to 2622 code for a protein of 768 amino acids. Lineage: Eukaryota; Metazoa; Chordata; Actinopteri; Osteoglossiformes; Osteoglossidae.